ACCACAGAAAUAUCACUCCAACCCGGCAAAAAGGAGCUCCCCUGAACCGGCAAGUUCUUGGGGGAAAAGGAAAAUAUAGAAGACGAACUCGAAACCCUAGUACUUGCAGAGCGUAACGUAGUAGCAGUGGAAGUCGAAGAACAAUGUCGUCGACUCUACUGGAGGUGACUCGUGCAUCGCACGAGGAAGUUGAACGCUUCGAGCGGCUUAUUGUGAAGGAUCUCCAGACUGAGCCUGCUACUAACAAGGACCGGCUCCACCAGAGUCACCGCGUUCGUAACAUGAUCGAGCAAAUCAUCGACACCACACACAAACUGGUAGAUAUAUAUGAAGACAAAGACGGUGCAAGGAAGGAUGAAAUUGCAGCUCUGGGAGGUCAGACAGCAACUGGAACAAACGUAUUUAGUGCGUUUUAUGACAGAUUGAAAGAGAUUCGUGAAUACCAUAGAAGGCAUCCUGCUGCGCGGGCUAUUAUUGAUACUGGUGAUGAAUACGAGCAGCUCCUCAAAGAAGAACCACAAAUUGAGUUUAGUGGCGAGGAAGGUUCUGGGCGAUACCUUGACUUACACGAAUUGUUUAACGAGUAUAUCAACUCCAAAUUUGGUGAGCCAAUUGAAUACACAGCUUAUCUUAAUGUAUUUUCCCAGCCGCAGAAGAUUCCUCGUAAAGCAAAGUCGACAAGGCAGUACCUAGAAUAUUUGCAGAAACUAUUGGAGUAUCUGGUCUAUUUUUUUGAGCGGACGGAGCCCUUGCAGGAUCUUGAUAGGAUAUUCUCAAAGGUAACAAGUGAAUUCGAAGAGGAGUGGACUUUGGGCAAGGUAGUAGGAUGGGAAAAUAAUGGUCAGGAAAAUGGAAGUGCUUCAGAGAAUCAUACUGUGAUUGAUCUUGAUUAUUAUAGUACAGCUGAGGAGCUGAUGGUAGUGGGACCAGAGAAGUUAAAGGAGGCAUUGGGAGCACUGGGAUUGAAAACAGGAGGUACUAUUCAGCAACGUGCUGAGAGACUUUUCCUUACGAAGAAUACAUCACUAGAAAAACUGGACAAAAAGCAUUUCGCAAAAGGCUCGCGGAAACCAGAACAAAACGGUGUUGUUGCAGCUCCUCAAGUGGGUGAUGUAAAAGAGAUUGCUCUUCUGGAAGCCAAGAUAAGAAAGCUAUGUGAUCUGUUGGAUGAGACCAUUGUGCGGACAAGAGAAAAUGUUGAGAAAAAGCAGGCUUUGACAUAUGAAGAAAUGGAGGCAGAACGUGAAGAGGAUGAUGUUCAGGCUGAGUCUGAGAGUGAUGAAGACGACCAACAAAUUUAUAAUCCUCUGAAAUUGCCAAUGGGUUGGGAUGGGAAACCUAUUCCGUACUGGUUAUAUAAACUUCACGGUCUUGGUCAGGAGUUCAAGUGUGAGAUAUGUGGGAACCAUAGUUACUGGGGCCGUAGGGCUUAUGAGCGGCAUUUCAAGGAAUGGAGACAUCAACAUGGGAUGCGUUGUCUCGGUAUCCCGAAUACUAAGAACUUCAAUGAGAUCACAUCAAUCGAAGAAGCCAAGCUACUUUGGGAAAGAAUCCAAGAAAGACAAGGGGUGAAUAAGUGGCGCCCUGAUCUUGAAGAAGAAUAUGAAGAUCAAGAGGGCAACAUCUACAACAAAAAGACAUAUACUGAUCUUCAACGCCAGGGAUUGAUUUAGAUUAAUUUCUGUGGAGUUCAUCAUUCCAUUUGGCGGUAUGUUGCUUUAUUGGUUCUGGGUGGAAAUGUUCUGCACCUCUUGCUUAUGCAUUCCUUUUUUCCUAGAUGAUAUUGGACAGACCAGAUGUCUUGGUUUUGGUUGAGCAAGCACUUGUUAAUCAGUAAGCGAUUGUUGAUGUAAGCGAUUGUUGAUGUACUCACCUGGUAACCCCUCUCAGAAGUUACUUGGAGUUUUGAAUUCACUUAGUGGGAGACUGAGGGACAAGACUCAGAUUUCUAUUUGGAAUGUGUGAAAUGGCAUGCAUGUAUUAGCGAGGAUGUCAUUAAAUGGGCUAUCGUUAUUGUUAGUUUUUUUGUUUUUGAAACAGAGUCGUAGUCUUCGGUCUUUUGAUGUUUUUCACUGGCUGUUUGGGGUUCCAAUGAAGACAUCCAAAUAUUUCUGUAUACAUCACUGUUAUUUUGUACUUUUAAGCUAUAGUCGUAAAGUAAAUGAACGAAGGCUGUCGCAUCUUUAUUGCCAA
Solanum dulcamara is the source of this 2193-nucleotide messenger RNA. Its product is annotated as splicing factor SF3a60 homolog. NCBI's taxonomy places the organism in Eukaryota, Viridiplantae, Streptophyta, Magnoliopsida, Solanales, Solanaceae. Bases 144 to 1673 code for a protein of 509 amino acids. The record is from RefSeq and is a predicted model, not a curated record. Gene Ontology annotation, biological process: mRNA splicing, via spliceosome. The transcript has 12 exons. Gene Ontology annotation, cellular component: nucleus; spliceosomal complex. Gene Ontology annotation, molecular function: RNA binding; zinc ion binding.